AUUUGGAAAAAAAACCAGAGGCUGGAGAUCUUGAUUUUUCUUUCUUCUUCUUCUCUUCUUCUCUCUAAAAACUCUUAGAUUAGGUUUCCUUUUGAUUUGGAACCUGCUGUUUGUGGAGAAUUGAGUGCAACUUCAACACUACGGCACCCUUGUAUGCCCAGAUCCUUACGACUUGGAGAACCAAUCGAGUGUGAUCCCGAGAUUGAAAGGACCUUGCGUCAUAUUAGGAAGAAGGCAUGAGAAACAAAGGAUAAUUUGAAAAGCAAAAACACCAUGGGAGACCAAGAAAACCAAGGCAAUCAAGACCGAUCCUUGAAGGAGUUUGCAUCACCAACCACCCAUAGCUCCCAAUCAAGCAUCUUGAAGCCUAAUGUUGCUGCCAACAAUUUCGAACUCAAGCCCUCACUCCUCUCCUUGGUUCAGCAAAACCAAUUUGGAGGCACUCCAACCGAAGACCCAAACCUCCAUAUCUCAGUCUUUCUGGAGUAUUGUGACACCUUGAAGAUGAAUGGAGUGUCGGAUGAUGCAAUCAAGCUAAGGUUGUUUCCCUUCUCACUAAGAGACAAGGCAAGGGCUUGGCUGCAAUCACUUCCACCGGGCUCCAUCACUACAUGGGACCAACUCUCAGAAGCGUUCCUUGCUAAGUACUUCCCUCCGAGCAAAACAGCCCAAUUGAGAAAUCAGAUAACAACCUUCACUCAAAAAGAAGGGGAGUCAUUGUAUGAUGCAUGGGAGAGGUACAAGGAUCUUCUAAGGAUGUGUCCACAUCACGGGUUGGAGGAUUGGCUCAUAAUUCAUACUUUCUACAACGGUCUUCUCUACAACACAAGGAUGACAGUGGAUGCUGCAGCGGGUGGUGCAUUGAUGAACAAAAGUGUACGAGAUGCAAAACAACUCAUAGAGGAUAUGACACAGAACCAUUUCCAAUGGUCAGGUGAGCGCUCUUUACCCAAAAAGAGCGGGAGGUAUGAUGUUGAUGCAUUAGACCACAUUGCUUCUAGAGUAGAUGCUUUAUUUCAAAAAUUUGACAAGAUGAACAUGAAUUCAGUAGCAUCUAACUCUACUACUAACUGUGAAAUAUGUGGUAUUAAUGGACAUUCUGCUGUGGAAUGUCAAAUUGGAAACUCCCCUUCCUCUGAUGCACCACUAUCUGAACAUGUUAAUUACAUGAAUAAUUUUAAUCAGAAAGGGGAUCCUUUUUCAAAUACGUACAACCCGGGAUGGAGAAAUCAUCCUAAUUUAUCCUACAAAAAUCCAUCACAGAACCCAAAUCCUCACUCUAAUUUUCGACCUCCUGUUUUUCAAGCCCCUAGACUCCCCUACCCCAGUCCCCAAAAGUCUAACUUAGAGAGCUUAAUGGAGAAUUUUGUGUCAUCCCAGAAUAAACAAAAUGAAGAAUUUAGAAAUCAGAAUAGAAUCAUGAGAGAUGCCAUCAAAAACCUAAUUUCUAAGGUUGACUCUUUAGCCACCCAUAAUAAAAUGUUAGAGAAUCAGAUCACUCAAGUGGCCUAA
Molecule: messenger RNA, 1512 nt
Organism: Asparagus officinalis (garden asparagus)
Lineage: Eukaryota; Viridiplantae; Streptophyta; Magnoliopsida; Asparagales; Asparagaceae
Exons: 2
Coding region: 274-1512 (412 amino acids)
Source: RefSeq, a predicted model, not a curated record